This is a messenger RNA of Spea bombifrons (plains spadefoot toad), 805 nucleotides long. It is a transcript of the gene CFAP299, whose product is annotated as cilia and flagella associated protein 299. NCBI's taxonomy places the organism in Eukaryota, Metazoa, Chordata, Amphibia, Anura, Pelobatidae. The coding region runs from base 21 to 737 and encodes 238 amino acids. The transcript has 6 exons. The record is from RefSeq and is a predicted model, not a curated record.
UGUGAUCUUAGCAACUAAAGAUGGCGGAAAAAGAGAGUGGUGCAGCAAUGGAUGAAAUUAUAUCGCAGUUCAAAACAUACGAGGAUUUCUUGGACUCGCAGGUCACCUCUCUGGACCUCUACUAUCUGGAGGAUGAAGAGUUAACUCGGCAGCUCGUGGAGCUGGGUUACAGGGGAAGUGGAGAGGUGAUGAAAAGAGAGGAGUUUGAAGCAAGGAAGGCGGCUGCAGAGGCUUCUCAGCUCUCCCAAAGAACCCAACAAAAAAUAGUGUCAAGUGCAGGAAAGGAACUGAAAGAUAAUUUCCUGAAAGCAUUAGCCUCAAGGGAAGAAGCAAAUCGUAAUGGAAAAAUGACUUCCAUCAUCUUUAUCAGAGAUAAAAAUGUCCAUGGACAAGAGAUAUCUGGGUAUAUUGAUUUUUCUCAGCGGCUAAAGACUGAGGAUUUUGACGUCUACUUUACUGGCAAAAAGAAACUUCUCCCACGUCCUACAGACUUAAGGUUUUUAUUAAAAAUUUUUUACAACUGGAAGACCAAUGUUUCAACUUCAAAUGCAAGUCAAAAUUACCAAGUGAUUGCCGAAAACUCAUUUGGUAUACUGUUCAAAAAUAAGAGGGACAGGAAAAUACUAAACGUGGAUCCUAAGGCAUCUCCAGGUGACAACUCCACUCGGACACCUAUUGAAACAGAUCUCUACAUACAAGCUGUCAUCUAUGAUCACAUCACCCGCCGUAAAACCUAGAAGAUCACCUAGAAAUCGAGAACAAAUAUGUCAUAUUGCGUUUAAUAAACAUGUUUUUAAUACCGUCA